Pedinophyceae sp. YPF-701 is the source of this 888-nucleotide messenger RNA. The record is from the annotation of a GenBank genome assembly. NCBI's taxonomy places the organism in Eukaryota, Viridiplantae, Chlorophyta, Pedinophyceae.
AUGUCUGGCACGUUCGCGCUGCGAGCGCCGCUUGGUGCGUGCUCGCGCACUGCACCCGGCCGUGCCCGCCCGCUUGUACCCCCCGUCGCCUUCUAUCCGUGCGGCGCGCGCACCUUGUGUCAGGAGACAGUCGGUGGAGCGCAGUGUCCGGCGCGGGGCCUCGUGGUGGCGAUGGCAGCGGACCCCGCAGCAGACGUGAAAUGGGAGCCGUCCGACGCCGUGCUGGAGUGCUGGCGCAAUGCCGAUGCCGUCUGCUUCGACGUUGACUCUACUCUGUGCGAGGACGAGUCCAUAGACGAGGUCGCGGCGUUCCUGGGCGUGGGGGACAAGGUCGCUGAGCUCACGGCCAGCGCCAUGGGCGGCGACGUCAAGUUCGAGGACGCCCUCGCGGCGCGGCUCUCGCUGAUGAACGUGUCCGCCAAGGACAUGGCGCGCUUCCUGGACGCGCACCCGCCACGGAUCUCCCCGGGCAUCCGCGAGCUGGUGUCAGGGUUGCAGGAGGCGGGCAAGGAGGUGUUUUUGGUGUCGGGGGGGUUCCGGCAGAUCAUCAACCCGAUCGCGGACAUCCUCAAGGUGCCCCGCACGCACGUGUUCGCGAACACGAUCCUCUACAAGGACGACGCGGAGGGUUCGUACGCCGGGUUCGACGCCCAGGAGUUCACGUCGCGCAGCGGCGGCAAGGCGAACGCCGUGCGGCACAUUCGGAAGGAGUGGGGGCUGACGCGGGUGGUAAUGAUCGGGGACGGCGCGACGGACCUCGAGGCGCGCGUGGCGGACGGCGCGGAGAUGUUCAUUGGGUACGGCGGCGUGGUGUUCCGGCCCAAUGUGGCGGCCGGGGCGGACUGGUACGUCAAGACGUUCGACCCGCUCAUCGAGGGCCUCAAGUAG